CCACACUUCUCCAGGUUCGCACCGCCACACCGCCACGCUUCUUCCAUUUUCCGUCCGUAUUCAAAAAGGGUCGCGCUGUCUCUGAUUGGAUCUGGCGGUCAACCGAAGCUUCAAGACUUUUCUAUUCCUUGGCUGUAUCUUUGUGGCGACCUUUUCCCUGUAUCCUUCUCUCGUCUCGGAGCUCUCAAUGGUCGAAUUCCAAAUUGUGUCUGAUUUACAUCUGGAAAAUCCAUCUGCCUACGAUGUCUUCGAGGUCAACCCCCACGCACCAUACUUGGCACUUCUGGGUGACAUAGGGGUGGUGGAGGAUGCUGGAUUCUUCACUUUUAUUGAAACUCAACUCGCCCAGUUUCGGAUGGUGUUCCUGCUGUUGGGAAAUCACGAACCAUGGCAAUCGUCAUGGCCGAAGACCAGACUGAAAAUAUCCGAGUUCUCUGACUCGGUCAAGAAACGACGGAAAUUGAAUGAUGUCGCAGAAAAGCAACAGGGUGAAUUCGUCUUACUAGAUCAGACUCGAUACGAUGUUUCUGCAGACGUUACAAUCCUGGGGUGUACCCUUUGGUCUAACAUUGCCGAAGAAUACAAAGAACGUAUCAGCUUUGGAAUAAGUGACUUUUACUAUGUCUCCGAUUGGGAUAUUGAAGAUCACAUCAGCCGUCACAGAGCAGAUCUGCAAUGGCUCAAUGACCAGGUUGCACAAAUUGCAGCUUCUGAACCAGAACGAAAAAUUGCCAUCUUCACACACUACAGUCCUGUCACAACCGAUCCACGUGCGGCUCAUCCAAAGCAUAGCAAUAGCCCUCUGUCUUCGGGAUUUGCAACGGAUCUUUCUGGGGAAAGAUGCUGGACCAAUCCUCAAGUGCGCCUUUGGGCAUUCGGACAUACUCAUUACAAUGCGGACUAUACUGAUGAAGCCACCGGCAAACGGGUUAUCAGUAAUCAACGGGGGUACUACUUUUCCCAGGCUGCCGCAUUUGCUUCGGAGAAGGUCUUUCAUAUUUGAUCAAAACAGUCCGUGACGUGUGGGAUGUGCAUCUGGCCCUGUCCUUGGGAGCAAAGUCUCCCAAGUUUUGCUCGUCAUUAAUCUCGGAACAUCAAUUUUAAGUUUCCGAGUCGCUACUAGAGGCUUUGUGGAUACGAUCAUAUUUAAUGAACACAAUAGAAAAUUGGUAGGACCAUGACACUGGUCGUAGCAGCUUUGGGCUAUCUUCUGUUGUACCCGAGGUCGGCUGGACUCGCGUUCGGCACCACCGUUCCCUCCUUGGCGUUCGUUCGGAUGACAGACACUCAUA
Penicillium brasilianum is the source of this 1292-nucleotide messenger RNA. NCBI's taxonomy places the organism in Eukaryota, Fungi, Ascomycota, Eurotiomycetes, Eurotiales, Aspergillaceae. The record is from the annotation of a GenBank genome assembly.